AUGCCGAGCUGUAGGCAACCCCUGAAGACGUCGCUUGCGCUCACACGCGAGGUGUUUGUGAGAACCCUGGGGUUCAUCUAUCUGGUGGCAUUCUGCAGCAUCUUUGUGCAGGCACCUGGCCUUUUUGGAUCCGAUGGCUUGGAGCCUGUUUCCAUGUAUCUGGAACGGUUGAGGAAUACCAUGCAGAUCAAAGCAAACAAUUGGAGGUUUGCACAGGUGCUGUCUACUAAUGUCAACCAAUGCAGCCAUUGGCAUGGGCCAGUGACAGGACCCUACAGAUUACUUCAUCGUUGCCUUUUCACGGUUUUUGCAGCAGACUACCAUUAUGCAGGAAUCUUAUGCUAUGCAAGUCCCAUUUGCAACCAGGACCUUGAUUCCAGGCAGAAUAUGUUCUAA
Molecule: messenger RNA, 396 nt
Organism: Ostreobium quekettii
Lineage: Eukaryota; Viridiplantae; Chlorophyta; Ulvophyceae; Bryopsidales; Ostreobiaceae
Source: the annotation of a GenBank genome assembly